AUGAUGGUGCUCUACUUCAUCUUCGUGACGGCCCUGCUGGGCUGCGCGGCCGGCCGUUUGAUCAUGCCCUCCGCCGACCAGUUCCGAGCCCUCCUCACCCGCGACGCUUUCCAGCAGCCCCUCGGCCCUUUGAAGCAGUCACCCUUCUCCUUCGCCGGCGGCGGCAGAGGCCCGUACGCGAGCGGCAACUUCACCCGCAUCCCGCAGGACGACACCGUCUGCCCCUCGUACGGCGAGGCGCAGUGGGCCGGCACAGUCAACGUCGCCGACGACCGCCAGCUGUUCUACUGGUUCACGGAGAGCCGGGGCGACCCCUCGCGCGACCCGCUCCUGCUCUGGAUGAACGGCGGUCCCGGCGCCUCGUCGCUCGUCGGCCUCCUCACCGAGCUCGGCCCCUGCGUGCUCCAGCCCGGCGCCUCCGCGCCGGUGCCCAACCCGUGGUCGUGGAACAACAACGCGUCCGUAAUCUUCCUGGACCAGCCCGCCGGCACGGGUUUCUCGUCGGUGGCGGAGGGAGGACGGGCGCCCUCGACGGACGAGGACGGCGCGGCCGAUUUUCAGACCUUCCUCAACGUCUUCUUCCGGGACGUCUUCCCGGAGAAGGCUGCGCUGCCGCUGUACAUCGCGGGCGAGUCCUAUGCGGGCCACUUCACGUCGACGUAUACGAAACACAUCCUCGACGCGCGCGCGUUCAACUCCAAGGAUGCUUUUUGGGGUGAGAUUGCGGGGCUGAUCAAUGUCAACGCCGUUUUGGACUGGACGGCGGUCAGCAUCGGCGUGUACGAGCUGCUGUGCUCCGAGUACCGCGGGCGCGACUUCCUCGAUCCGGAGGAGUGCGACAGCAUUCGUCUGGAGAUGCCGGAAGUUGUGAGACUGGGACAGGAGUGUCGCAUGGGUACCGCAAGGUACAGCUGUCUUGGACUGAUGCUCUUCUUUCUUGAUCACAUUGACCCGGCGUACCGGAAGCGCAUCGAGGCAGGUGAACGCAACAACUACGACGUAAAUCUUCCCUGCGUGAACCAGAAUGGUUUUUGCGAGGACACCAAGCACGGCAACAUCACCCGGUACCUCAAUCAGCCUCACAUAAAACAGGCCAUGGGCGUGCCAGAGUCGAUGACGUUUGAGCUGCUCAACUCCAUAGUCGGUGGAAAUUAUGCCAUUGAAAUGUCCAAAAGUAGAGCAAAGACUUUGGAGUCGGUUCUGGACGCGCCGCCGAGAACCGGCCUCGACAAGAUCCGCCUGCUCGUCCUCAACGGCAACGAAGACUACAUCGUCAACACGCCCGGCCAAAAGUGGCAGUACGACAACCUCUUUUGGAGCGGCUUCGCGGACUACCGAAUUAGCAACUGGCGUGAGCUGCCGGACGACGUCAAGGCGAGCGGCUUCUGGAAGGGCACCGAUGACGGGCGCCUGGUGUUUGUCGGGGUGGACGGCGCGGGCCAUGGCGUGCCGGGCUAUCUGCCGGAGGCGAGUUACCGGAUUCUGCAACGGUGGAUCGCCAAUGAGUGGCGUUGA
Molecule: messenger RNA, 1515 nt
Organism: Cordyceps fumosorosea ARSEF 2679
Lineage: Eukaryota; Fungi; Ascomycota; Sordariomycetes; Hypocreales; Cordycipitaceae
Product: Peptidase S10, serine carboxypeptidase
Exons: 2
Coding region: 1-1515 (504 amino acids)
Biological process (GO): proteolysis
Cellular component (GO): fungal-type vacuole
Molecular function (GO): serine-type carboxypeptidase activity
Source: RefSeq, a predicted model, not a curated record